Eremothecium gossypii ATCC 10895 is the source of this 2199-nucleotide messenger RNA. RefSeq names its product actin-binding protein LAS17 (gene LAS17). NCBI's taxonomy places the organism in Eukaryota, Fungi, Ascomycota, Saccharomycetes, Saccharomycetales, Saccharomycetaceae. The transcript has a single exon. Gene Ontology annotation, molecular function: actin binding. The record is from RefSeq and is marked provisional. Bases 1 to 2199 code for a protein of 732 amino acids.
AUGGGUCUUCUAACGGCGGAAGACAAGGAGAAGAUUAAGCGGGCAAUUCCCAAAGCAUCGAACAAGAUUAUAGAUGUUGCGGUUGCCAGGCUGUACAUCGCCUACCCGAACCCGAAGGAGUGGAGGUAUAGCGGGCUCUCCGGGGCCAUCGCAUUGGUGGAUGAUAUAGUCGGGAACACCUUUUUCCUAAAGUUGGUAGACAUCCACGGGCACCGGGGCGUGCUAUGGGACCAGGAGCUGUACGUGGGGUUCGAGUACAACCAAGACCGCACGUUCUUCCACAGCUUUGAGAUGGAAGACUGCUAUGCGGGGCUGCUGUUCGAGGACCUGGGCGAGGCGGCGCACUUCCUGAAGCGCGUGCAGAGGCGGGAGAAGUACGCCUCAAAGAAGACCCUGGCCAACAAGAACGCGAUCGCGCUCGCCAAGAAGCUGAAGGCGGAGAGUGACGGCCAAGCUGUCCACGGGCCCCGCGGCGAACCUGUCAUAGCAGACCAGAGAAGGAGAUACAGCUACAAUGCCGCUACAGACCUCGAAGACGUGCCAGCUACGAAAAAGAAGGCCCCGCCCCCUCCACCGCCAAUUAUUGCGCAGAGUACCGGUCCGGCCCCUGUCAGAAAGCUACCGCCUCCGUCUGCGGUGUCGCGGUCGUCUACAAGCGAGCAGGAGUCGAGUUCGGACUCGUCGGACUCAGACUCCCCGGAGCCCCCCUCUCGAACGGGACCGAAGUACAAGCUACCACCGCCGCCAAAGGAGUUUGUCUCUAUUAUUGGGCCACCGCCCGGAGCGCCGCUGGAACCUACGCCUGCGCCUCCUCAGGCUGCUUCCGCGCUCCCCGUUCCGUUACCUCCGCGGCGACACACGCCAGAGCCGUCACCUCCAGAUACAGGCUUCUCGCAGCAAAACAGUACGUCAUCCAGUAACGGCCAAACGCAUAGGCCUUUGCCAAUUCCUUCGCGGCCAAUGGUACAACCCCCCACCGGGCCUGCUAUGCAACUUCCCCCUGUCACAGGACAUGAAACUAGCGCGGUCUUAGCUAGCAAUGCUCCCCAACGACCAGCUCAGCCACUGCCGCAGGUAAACGCCGCGCCUAGUAGGAGUGGGUCCGUUCGCCAGCUACCACCACCUCCACAGCAGUUUAGUCCAACCCCUGGUACCUCUUCUCCAUAUGGUCAGCAACAACAGUACCCGCAGUACGAGCACUUUUCGGCUUCCCACGAGCAGCCAUCUCCUGUACAUCUGCGUGUCGAUACUGCGAGGCCGUUGCCAUCACAUCCAUCGCAGAUCCAGCAAAUGGCGUCCCCUCACUCACCGAUGCAGUACAUGUCACCCCCUCCGCCUCCAGCUCGGCAGAUGACUCCCUCUCCAACACAGCAGCACGGAGCACCACCACCACCACCACCACCCAGAAGAGGUCCUGCGCCACCACCACCUCGUAAGCGGGCCGGACCUGUAACCAGUCAUGCAACAGGCCCUUCCAAUAUGUCUUUGCCCAUGGCGCAUCAACCUUUAACUGCCUCGAAGACAGGAGGGAGACCAGGACCGCCAGUCCCUCCAAGAAGGAGUACUGGCCCACCACCACCACCUAGGACACACCGGCCCGCUGAAGUUGAGACUGCUGCUGCAGUAAGCUAUCACCCGCCUACAACAUUCACUACAUCAUCCCAGCAUAAUGUAAUGCCGGCACCAGGCCCAGCAUUACAACAACCUCAAGGUUACAUGCCUCCUCCUCCACCGCAGCCACCACAAGCCCAGCCCGCUCUGCCCCCACGGACGCAGAACCCAGUAUCACCAUCCCAGCCAUAUGCAUCUCCAGCCGCACAGGUUGCAGCCCCCCCACCCCCACCCCCACCUCCAAUGCCCAUGGCCACUUCAAUACCUCCUGCACCUCAGAUGGGGGCAGCUACUAUACCGCCUCCGGCUGCCGAAGCGACCGGUGACACGGGCAGGGAUGCUUUACUGGCAUCCAUUCGGAGUGCAGGCGGUGUCCAGGCACUGCGUAAGGUUGACAAGUCUCAAUUGGACAAGCCAUCGGUCCUCCUGCAAGAGGCCCAUGGAAAGGCACCUGCAUCUACCUCACAGGCUAUGACACCUGCGGCUACUGGAGGUAAUUCAUUGGCCGAUGCACUGGCGGCUGCCUUGGAUAAAAGGAAAAACCGGGUCGCUCAGCAUGACGACGAUGACAAUGCUGAUGAUUGGUGA